Linepithema humile (Argentine ant) is the source of this 611-nucleotide messenger RNA. RefSeq names its product ejaculatory bulb-specific protein 3. The record is from RefSeq and is a predicted model, not a curated record. Lineage: Eukaryota; Metazoa; Arthropoda; Insecta; Hymenoptera; Formicidae.
AUUCAGUAUCUAUAUUACAAGUUAUUAUAAAAGUAGAAAUAAUGGUUCGACUAAGGAGUAUUGUGGCAAUUAUUAUUUUUGCAUUAAUAUGUGUUUUUGCAGAAGAUGGUUACGAUACCAAAUAUGACGAUAUCGAUGUAAAUGGUAUUCUCGAGAACAAUAAAUUACGAGAACAAUAUUAUAAAUGUUUUAUGGACCAAGCACCAUGCAUGACAGCGGAUUCGAAGUUCUUUAAAGAAAUUGUUGGAGAAGCUUAUCAUACUAAUUGUAAAAAAUGUAACGAAAGGCAAAAUAUUAUGCUGGACACAAUGGUUAAGUGGUAUAAACAAAAUCAGCCCGAUAAAUUUAAGGCUUUCGAAGAAAAGACUGGAAGGGAGUUUCAAAAGAAAGCUUAAUAAUUAUUGACAUAUGUUGACGACGCUAAUGUCGACCAAGGACCGAUUGAAUUACCGACCAUUGAAUUAUGAAACAAUAUCAUUUUAUACAUUAUUAUAUCUUUAAUAUUCAAGGAUUUCUCUCUACUUAUUGUUAGAGAAGAGGACAAUUCAAUAAAUUAAUACUUGUAUUGCAAUAGCAUAUUAAAAAUCUAAAUAAAAAUCUAUGAAGCAAUA